This is a messenger RNA of Closterium sp. Naga37s-1, 642 nucleotides long. The record is from the annotation of a GenBank genome assembly. NCBI's taxonomy places the organism in Eukaryota, Viridiplantae, Streptophyta, Zygnematophyceae, Desmidiales, Closteriaceae.
AUGUGGCACAACCGCUUCGGGCAAUUGAGCGCGUCAACUAUCCGCACCAUGGCAACUCAAGGCGUGGUGCACGGGAUCGUCGCCGACUUCUCAACGAACGAGGAGGUGGAGAAGUGCUCGGCGUGUCUUGAAGGGAAGAUGGAAAGGAAGCCGUUUCCAACUCGCACGAAGCCUCUCGCCUCCAACCUGCUCGAUCUCCUCCACACCGACUUGUGUGGACCAAUCACCCCUACCUCCAAAGGGGGCGCACGCUACAUUCUCACCCUCCUCAACGACACUACACGAACGGGCCGCUUCCCAACUCCACCAAACAAGAAGCACUCGAUCGUGGUCAUCCCUCCAACGGUCGAUGACACGGACGAGUCAUCAACUCAUGGUGUUCCCGAGGACAGUGGUGCUAAAGAUGAGGAGGGAGAUGUUGUUGAAGUGGUUGGAGUGGAGAGUGAGAAGGAUGGUGGUCCUUCUACAGUCGUCGCUCCAACGCUUGCAUCUACUCGAGCUCCUCACCCGAACCCGAAGUACGCCGACUACUCAUUUUUGGUGGAGGAUGAUGAGGAAGGGGGAGAUGCCAUGUGCUUCAUGGCCGACUUCACACCUACCACCUACCGUGAGGCGAUGGAGACGCUCCAAGCCGAUAAUUGA